Papaver somniferum (opium poppy) is the source of this 959-nucleotide messenger RNA. RefSeq lists its product as uncharacterized. The record is from RefSeq and is a predicted model, not a curated record. Lineage: Eukaryota; Viridiplantae; Streptophyta; Magnoliopsida; Ranunculales; Papaveraceae. The transcript is spliced from 2 exons. Gene Ontology annotation, molecular function: nucleic acid binding; RNA-DNA hybrid ribonuclease activity. The coding region runs from base 390 to 959 and encodes 189 amino acids.
UGGGUAGUUCCUCGACGACGAUAGUCAUGGCUCUGGCCUUAUGUUUAAUGCUUCUUGGUGGUUUCUCAGGUGAAGCAGCAGGAAGGAUUAAUGAUGGUGUGGAAAGUACAGCACAUAUGUUGAUGGAGUGUUCUUUCUCAAGAGAAAUACAGCUAUCAAUUCCUGGAGCAAGAAGAAGCGUACAAGGAGCUAAUAAUUCCAUUUUUGAUUGGAUCCAAAGCUGGUUUGAGGAUGAUAUGAAUAAAAGAUAAAGACUGGACAACUAAGAUGGCAAAUAUGGUCUAGGAGAUUUGGAAGGCAAGAUGUCGAAAUGUGUUUGACAAUAUCACGCCAAACCACAUCACAGUGAUAAGAAAUAUUCACAGCUUAAUUCGACCACUGGCAGGAAAAUGAGAAAGAUGAAUGUCUGUGAAAACAGGACAGACAUAAGCAAUAUCCCAGUUCAAACUAAUUGGAUACCACCUGAAAGUCCAUUCUAUUCAAUAUGUUGUGAUGCAGCUUUUAAAAAAACUGAUUUGAACCACUCUGGCAUUGGACUAAUCCUCCGAAAUUUUGCAGGGCAAUUUGAACAAGCUCAAUGCACCUAUGCAGACAGACACCUGAAUGCGGAGCAAGUUGAAUGCGAGGGACUGCUGAAAGCUAUAGAGUGGGCAAAAGAGUUACAUCUGCAGCAUGGAUGCUUGGAACUUGAUGUGCAAGCUGUGGUAGAAGCAGUGACUCAAGACUUGGAAAAGGUAGCUUGGGAGAAUCAAUCCAUUGUUUUACAGAUUAGGUCUAAACUUUGGCAUCAUCCAACAUGGAGAUGCAAAUUCAUUAGGAGGAAAAAUAACAAGCCAGCAGAUAGCCUGGCAAAGCAUUCUAGAAUUUUCAAAGUUAGUAGGUCUUGGAUGGGUUUACCACCAAAUUUCAUUGCUAAUGUAAUACAAGCAGAGGAAAACUCAGUACUUCUAUUUCAUUAA